Messenger RNA from Fusarium tjaetaba, 957 nucleotides. RefSeq names its product hydroxyquinol-1 2-dioxygenase. The transcript is spliced from 2 exons. Bases 1 to 957 code for a protein of 318 amino acids. Gene Ontology annotation, molecular function: catechol 1,2-dioxygenase activity; ferric iron binding. The record is from RefSeq and is a predicted model, not a curated record. NCBI's taxonomy places the organism in Eukaryota, Fungi, Ascomycota, Sordariomycetes, Hypocreales, Nectriaceae. Gene Ontology annotation, biological process: catechol-containing compound metabolic process.
AUGGCCUCCAACGGUACAAACGGCACCAACGGCGCCACGGCGCAAUCUAAGUUCGACCCCAACUUCACAGACCAUGUCAUCGGCCUCAUGAGCCCCGAGACCGACCCUCGCCAGCGUGUUAUCCUCUCUUCUCUCAUUCGUCACAUGCACGACUUCUGCAGAGAGGUCGAGCUCACUCAGGACGAGUGGAUCAUCGGUGUCAACUACAUCAACUCUCUUGGCCAGGCCUACAAGAAGAACCGCAACGAGACAUGGCGCGUCUGCGACAUUCUCGGAAUUGAGUCCCUCGUCGACGAGAUCAACCACAAGGUCGUCACCGAUGGCGGCAAGGCCCCUACAUCCUCCAGCAUUCUCGGUCCCUUCUGGUCUCCCGAGACCCCCUUCCGCGACAACGGCGCCAGCGUCGUCCAAGACAUGCCCAAGGACGGCCAACUCACAUUCUUCCACGGCGUCAUCCGCGACGUUGAUACCGGAAAGGGAAUCCCCAACGCCGUUUUCGACAUGUGGCAGGCUAGCACCAACGGCAAAUACGACGCCCACGACCCCGAGAACCAAUCGCGCCACAACCUUCGCGGCAAGUUCCGCACCGACGCUGACGGAAAGUUCUGGUUCUACUGCCUCAAGCCCACAGAGUACGCCAUCGACACAUCUGGUCCCUCCGCCGAGCUCCUCAAGAUCAUGGGCCGUCAUCCUUACCGCCCUGCUCACAUUCACAUCAUGGUCACCCACGAUGAUUACCUCGGUGUCACUGCUCAGCUGUACCCCAACGACGAUCCUUAUCUCGAGACCGACACUGCUUGUGCUGUCAAGGACGAUCUCCUCCUUGAUUUCAAGCCUGUCAAGGAUGAGCCCAAGGGUGCUGUUCUUGAUGUCGAGUACAAUGUCAACCUUGCCUCCAAGAAGUACAAGCCUGAUAACACCAUGUUGAUGCAGAACGCCAACCAAGACAAGUUCUAA